AUGACCUCAACAGCCAAUUUACCUUCAGUUGGAGCAUCCAUCACAUUACUACUAAGUACCUGGUUAGCAACCGAUCCUAUUGCUGUUCAAUCUAGCGACUUGGUUUGCACAGUUGUAGAUCAAUUUCAGAUCAUUAGACGAUCAUCGCUAGAGGAUAAGGAAGAAGCACAGGCUACUUUGUCUGCUUUGAAUCGCCUUGGUGCACGAUUAGCUAUUUCAACAUCUCAGCAAUGCGAAUCAGCAGUUCUGACUCAAGGUUCCGUUUGGCUGACAUCUGUUCUUACCAUCCUUAGAAGAUGUGCGACUGAAAACGUACCUGCAAGUUCGAUCAGACCAGUUGUGUCUCUAGCGCUUCAUAUUUUUGAGCAUGGAUCACAAUGGCCAGACUUUUCUCGGGAGAAUUGCGAUUCGAAAGCCUUACUGGGAUUAACCAAAUCAUUGAUAGCCCUAUCAGGUGAUGAGAUAUUAGAUUUGGAAACUCGAUCAAUUGCUCUUCAAGCACUUGGUACUCUUCUACCGCGUUAUUCGACUACUCUUAGACCGGUCGCAACCCAACUUCAAUCAAUUUGCCUCACUCAAUUACUUCACCCUGUUGAUAUGGUUUCAAAUCAUGCUAUUAGCUUACUUACCUCGCUUUAUCGAUUAAGCGGCAAGGUCGAAGCCGGUGGAGCUUGGUCUACUACUAUUAUGGGCACAAUUGGCACGAUUGACACUGUACUAGAUACUCUUCUAACACCCGUCUGGAAAGAGACUUCUCUUUUUGGUGAACCUACGUCCGAAAAUCAACGUCUUGCAGCACUUGAUAUUCCUUUACAAAGUCUCAUUCAUUCUACAAGUGGAAACAACUUGGAACAGGAUCAAUUACCUAUCAAUCAAAUCACGUUUCUCAUCAAACGAGUAGAAUGCCUGAUCAAAGUUUUAAUAGUGAUGCUGUCAGAGCCCACAGAAAGGUCUGUACAGGUACCGAUUGGAGAGCUCUCUAGGCUAUCAUGGCGGAUGCUGUCAGUUGCUCAAGCGGAAGUCAAGGGACGUCCCGACCUCAGCUGGAAGUCUGCAUGGGAUUGUACAGGAGCAGCAAUGUCAUUGAAAUCAUUGGGUUGUCGGUUAAUAGGCCAAAUAGCAGCAUGUACCUCGACUGCAUUUAUCCCAUUUUCUACUCCUACUCUUUUACUACUUUCAUCGUCGAUAGCUAGCGCAUCUCAAGCAAACAACUUGGACGUAUCAAUACUAUACAGAACGUAUGCAAAGAUCUUAUCAAGCUGUGCUCCAAAUCCGGAUACCGUUAAAUCAACCAUGGAACCGAUUUUGAAAGCUAUAUUGAACGAUAUCAAGAAUAUAAACGGUCGAGAAAGUGACGCUUCAUCUGCUAUCGAAUCCGAUGGAGCUAAGAAUCGAAAGGCCAAAAACAAGGCAAGACAAUAUGAAAGUGAUCAGGCUUGGAGUCGGUCUAUGGUAGUGGAUCAAAUUGCUUUAGUUUUAGGUCUCAGAGCCUUCAAUAGAUGUAUACCAAUUCAAAGAAAUUCAAGUCAAUCUUCAUUAGGAUUAAACCUUUCAGAAUCAAUGACAAGUAUCCUUAGUCAAGUAUUGGUUUGUAGUGAUGAUCCUACUGAUGAAUUAAUUGAAUUGGCUAAAAAAGGUUUAAAUCAGAUUGGACUUUUAAUUAGACCACGUGUUCCACCUAUUUCACUUACUCAAGCUCAAUUGAGAGAAGAAGAAGAAGUUGAAUUAGAUGAAGAUGAGGAUGGUAGUGUAGAUGAUAGUAUGGGUGAGCAGCAAGUUACUUCAAGAUCUGUUGCACCCAUUCAACGAGCAGUAGCACCUUCGACUUUACAUUCAUUGGAUCGGGUCAAUGUGAUACAGAAGAAGUCUGAUUAUGCGACUGGGACGAUGGAGGUAGUUGAAGCUAGUACAGAGAAAGUUACGAUCUCUGAAGAAUCUGAAACAAUCAUACCUUCUACAAAUGAAAAUCAAACAUCUUCUUCAAAUACUCAAUAUAAUUCAAUAGCAGAAGAAAGUUUGAUCAACAAACCAUUUGAAUUAACUGAAAGAUUUGGAAAUGGGAAUGUCAAAAGAAAAUCAGAUGAUCUUGGAAGCAUUAUAGAUGACCAAGGUAAGAUUAAACAAAUCAAAAGGAAUGACAAUGGUAAUGAAGAUGAUUCGGAUGAUGAUAGUGUGAUUCCUGAACUUGAUCUUGGUGAAAGUGAAGAUGAAGAAUGA
Molecule: messenger RNA, 2217 nt
Organism: Melampsora larici-populina 98AG31
Lineage: Eukaryota; Fungi; Basidiomycota; Pucciniomycetes; Pucciniales; Melampsoraceae
Exons: 6
Coding region: 1-2217 (738 amino acids)
Biological process (GO): rRNA processing
Cellular component (GO): nucleus
Source: RefSeq, a predicted model, not a curated record